AUGCCCAAGUUCGUGCCUCGACAGCGAAAACACAAAGUCCUUGCUCGCCGCAAGAAUGCUGUCGACACGAGCAAUGGCGCCGACGACGCCAACGCCGCUGAGAUUCUGCCCGUCGAGCAACGGGAACGCAAUGCGAAAAAGGCUGCGCUGAAGGAAGAGCUCACGCGCGAAGCCCAAGGUAAAAUGUCUGCCAAGAAGAAAAAGCGCCUCGACAAAUACAUUGAUACAAAACUCAAAAAAGAGGAGAAUCUGGAGCUGCUGAAAAAGCUUGCUUCCCAGAAAGUCGACACCAGCCUGUUCCAGAGCUUCAAGAAGCUCGGUCGGGGAGCGGAUACCAAGAAAGAGGCGUUGAGACGUGCGCUGGCUGAAAGCAGGGCUGGUAUAGAUGUGGACAAGAACGAGGGAUUGCUACUAGAGGAGCAUGAAGUCAAAGAGAUUGAGCAUGAUGCCUCAGACGACGAAGCGCCAGCCCCGAAGCCUAUUUCCCAAUCCGUACCCAAGCCUGCUGUACGGCAAGCUCCUCCAGAACCAGCCCACAGCAUUUCGCAACAACGCGCACAAUCACCGUCACCGUCUGAGCCAGACGCCGAUGCUCGUCAACCUACACCCGAGGUUUUUGCGGUACCACGACAGACAAAUGGGCUAUUUGGAAGUGGACUAAAGAGGCCUCUGGAAUUGGACGACUCAGGCAAGCCCGUAAUACAGGUCCGAAAGCGUCGGAAAGGCCAGAACGCGAAGCCUGCCCAGAUCGAAGAAGAAGUAGAAUGGGAGGGAUUCAGUUCAGACGAGGACAGCCACAGCGAGAACGAGGACGAGGAUUCCGAGACUUCCAGCGCUGAGUCCGAGCGUUCUGGUUCUGGUUCUGAAGACGCGUCAGGGUCAGAGUCAAGUGAAUCAGAAGAGGACUCGGAAGAUGAGAGCGAUACCAGUCCGGACGAAGACAACAAGCUUGCAAAGAAGGAAAGGGCGUCAGCUUUCAAGGCUUGGGCGACACAGCAGAGGAAUGAGCAAGUAGGCUUUACUCCAACUAAUCAACUCUCUUUCGCACCGGCGCCGGCAAACUUCAAACCUCGAGCACCCGAACAGGAUCCUCUGCCCCCAGAACUCGAAACCAAGACUACAACCGAUGCUACCCGUAAGGCUUUCAACGUAAACGUCGAUCGAUCAGUCGAAGUACAGCAAUCCAGAAUGCAGUUACCAGUUGUAGCGGAAGAACAAAAGAUUAUGGAGGCAGUACACAACAACGACGUGGUGGUAGUUUGGGGUUCCACAGGUAGCGGUAAAACUACCCAAGUGCCGCAAUUCCUAUUCGAGUCAGGAUAUGGAGCACCAGAUGGACCAACACCUGGCAUGAUCGGAGUCACCCAGCCACGCCGUGUAGCCGCGGUCAGCAUGGCCAAACGCGUUGGAGAUGAACUGGGUGACCAAGGAUCUAAAGUAGCCUAUCAGAUUCGCUUCGACACAUCGACAAGCGCCAAAACCGCCAUCAAGUUCAUGACUGAUGGUGUAUUGCUCCGAGAGAUUACGCAGGAUUUCGUCUUGACAAAAUACUCGGCAAUCGUCAUUGAUGAGGCUCACGAGCGUAGCGUCAACACGGACAUUUUGAUUGGCAUGCUCAGCAGAAUUGUUGACCUUCGAGCUCAGAUGGUCAAGGAAGAUCCAAAGAACACGCCUCUCAAGCUAAUCAUCAUGUCGGCCACUUUGCGAAUUUCGGAUUUCACGGAAAACAAGCGCUUAUUCCGCAGUGAGCCUCCACCGCUUAUCAAGGCAGAAGGCCGCCAGUACUCUGUGGUCAACCACUUCGCCCGUCGCACCCAACGUGACUAUGUCGAAGAAAUGUAUCGGAAGGUAUGUAGGGGCCAUCGAAAGCUGCCCAAGGGCGGUAUGCUGGUCUUCCUCACCGGACAGAACGAGAUCUCGCAGCUCGCAAAGAAGCUGAAGCAAGCUUUCCCUUCCACCCAAGGCAAAGAAGUGAAGGCUGGAAAAGUCGUCGUCUCCCCAGCAGAAACACCACUAGAGGUUGAAGAUAUUGAGUUGGGUGCACCGACCAAGUCAAUCGAGUAUGAGGACGAGGAUGGCUCAGACUCCGAAGGUUCCAUGAUCAUGGGUCUUGACGAUGAAGACGACAAGGAGUUUGAAAUUGACGAAGAGAAGCCCGAAGAGACCGUCAUGAACAUCCAUGUUUUGCCUCUCUACUCACAGCUGCCCACUAACCAACAGUUGCGUAUCUUCGAACCGCCUCCCGAUGGCUCUCGCUUGAUUGUCCUUUCUACAAACGUGGCAGAAACCAGUUUAACGAUACCUGGUAUCCGCUAUGUCUUUGAUUGUGGAAGGGCAAAGGAAAAAAAGUACGACCCCGUCACAGGCGUGCAGAGCUUCGAAGUGGGUUGGAUCAGUAAAGCUAGUGCGAACCAGCGUUCCGGUCGUGCGGGCCGUACUGGGCCUGGUCAUUGCUACCGCCUGUACUCGUCUGCAUUAUUUGAGCGCGACUUUGAGGAGUAUGCUGCACCGGAAAUCUCAGGAACGCCACUAGAGGGCGUGGUACUACAGUUGAAGAGCAUGGGUGCUCCCGUCAUCAACUUUCCUUUUCCGACACCUCCCGAUCGCGAAAGCUUACAAAAGGCCGAGAAUUUGCUUUCGUAUUUGGGCGCGUUGUCAGUAGAUGGCAAAGUCACCAAGCUUGGUCAUGAGCUAUCUCUGUAUCCCCUCAACCCACGCUUCGCUCGGAUGGUCGCAAUGGGCGUUGCCCAGAACCUUGUGGCCGAAACCAUUGCAUUGGUCGCUGCCUUGUCCGUACCAGAGCUCAUCAUACCCGAAAAUAAACUUGGACUGCGGGAGCCUACGAAAGAUCCUGAUGCCAUUCGCACGGAGCAAGACAACAUCGAAGCCGAGGAGCGCUCACGGCUACGGAAGGCUUACAACGCUGCACAAGCAAAGAUGAGCAUCAAUGCGAAGCAGAGCGAUUGUAUCAAGCUUAGCAACACAAUAUGUGCUUACGCGUACGAGCCCGACUCGCAGGGAUUCUGCGAAGACAUGUUUCUUAAUGCAAAGGCCAUGAACGAAGCUAGCCGGCUUCGACACCAACUUACGAACAUUGUCCGCGCACAUCGACCGACCGCAAUUGGGGGAUAUCAAGCGAAGCUGCCAGCGCCUUCGGAGCGAAACAUCAACAUUCUCACACAGAUCUGCGCAGCUGGUUUCAUCGACCAAAUCGCCAUGCGCGCUGAUCUCGCUCCUGUACCACCCGAGCUCCCCCGGAAGCCGAAAACCGCCAUCGAUGUCCCCUAUAUCACGCUUUUCUCAUCGCAGACGGAACGCUCAGACGACCCGUACUCGAAAUACGUCUUUUUACACCCCUCGUCCUUGAUGGCACGCACGCCGCCGGCCAAAAUGCCCGGGUACAUUAUCUAUUCACACCUGCAGCGCGCUGCCAAAUCCACCAUCCAGGGUAGCAAAACGCCCAAGACAAGAAUGCACGCUUUGACUCCCGUCACAAGGCCUCAGAUUAUCAAUAUUGCGUUGAACACGCCGCUUUUACAAGCAAGCAAGCCAAAGGGCAAGAUUGUGGACAUAGCCAAAGAUAAGCGCGAGUGUGAAGUGGAAAUGAGUCUGGUGGGUGAGAAGGGAACGCAGGGCUGGGGCCUUGGUAUCAGGAAGGUGAUACAGCGAAAGGAGAGCGACGGACGUUACGUUAUUGAGCGCAUUGUUGGAUAA
Exserohilum turcica Et28A is the source of this 3714-nucleotide messenger RNA. RefSeq lists its product as uncharacterized. Gene Ontology annotation, biological process: maturation of SSU-rRNA from tricistronic rRNA transcript (SSU-rRNA, 5.8S rRNA, LSU-rRNA). The transcript has 2 exons. Gene Ontology annotation, cellular component: intracellular anatomical structure; nucleolus. The record is from RefSeq and is a predicted model, not a curated record. NCBI's taxonomy places the organism in Eukaryota, Fungi, Ascomycota, Dothideomycetes, Pleosporales, Pleosporaceae. The coding region runs from base 1 to 3714 and encodes 1237 amino acids. Gene Ontology annotation, molecular function: RNA binding; ATP binding.